Messenger RNA from Adineta ricciae, 678 nucleotides. NCBI's taxonomy places the organism in Eukaryota, Metazoa, Rotifera, Eurotatoria, Adinetida, Adinetidae. The record is from the annotation of a GenBank genome assembly.
AUGUCUACGCCGUCGUCCAUGAAAAAACUUAUUGAUACUGCACAUAUUAUCGAGCCGAUGGGAACACAUCUCCAUUCGAUCAUUUGGUUCCAUGGAUUCGGCGAUAGUUCAGAGGGCUGUAAAGACAUCUUUAGUCAAAUUCAACCUCCGAAUACAAGAAUUGUUCUGCCAAAUGCACCUAAACGAUGGCAUACGAUUCAAGGUCAACAACAUUUCGUACAAAGUUGGUAUGGGGAAGAGGCAGCAACUGUCGAACACGGUUUGCCCAUCGUGAAAUGGAUCAAUGAAUUAAUCGAUGGUGAGAUCGAGCUCGUUAAAGAUUCAACACAGCUUAUUAUCGGUGGUUUCAGUCAAGGCGCUUGCUUAGCAUUAAUGACUGGUCUGAGAUUUCCGAAACUAUUGGGCGGAAUCAUUUGUUGUAGUGGUCAUGUUGCAUAUCUCGAUAGAAUUCAAGAAUUUCUAGGUGAGCAUGCACGACAAGUGCCGAUUUUAGUCUUACAUGGUAAGGAUGAUGAUCGAAUCUGCUGGGACGAAGUCAAACCAGGUUUCGACCUAUUGCGACAACAUGGCCUUCAAGAUAAUUUACAAAUUGUUGUCGAAGAUCGAGUUGGACAUAUAAUUAGUCGACGAGGAUUUAAUCAAAUUAUCAUGUUCUUUGUUAAACAAUUUAAAUUAUAG